Messenger RNA from Aphanomyces invadans, 1558 nucleotides. RefSeq lists its product as hypothetical. Bases 21 to 1253 code for a protein of 410 amino acids. The transcript is spliced from 6 exons. The record is from RefSeq and is a predicted model, not a curated record. Lineage: Eukaryota; Oomycota; Saprolegniomycetes; Saprolegniales; Verrucalvaceae.
GUCGAGAAAUCACCUGGUCGAUGGGUAACUCGAACGCCAAGGCACCGAGCAGGCAAUCGAGGACAGCCGCGGCCUCUGUUGCCCGGUCUGCGUCUGAAGGAUGUCUCGAAUCUCCUCUGCCAUCAUCUUCCAUGGCGCUGUCGUCCGCCACACGUACAGCGUCACAUCCGCCACCAUCACGCACCAACCACCGGCGGGAGGGGAUGGUCACAGGCGGCAUCCAGCGAGGCCAAGAAGCCGUCGAGGAUGCUAACCGACAACUGAGCUACUGGUACCUUGUACGGCAUGGAUACGAUCAAUUGGUCAACCUCAUCAUUCGCCCGCCACGGGCCAAGUACGAUGUGGAAGAGCUCGGACCAACGGCAUUUGAGCUCUGCGGUCGCCGCUUCGAGCGGACAGAUUUCCAAGUGUCGGUCCAGCGACGUGGACAACCACUGCAACUGCAAUGCUCGCAUUGGCACCCGAUCGCUGCCGACCGUCCUGCUGCAGCGCUGCCAUGCCUCAUCUAUCUGCACGGGAAUUCGUCGUGCCGGCUGGAAGCGCACUCGAUCUUGCGCUGCGUUUUGUCCACUGGCGCGACGGUCGUCGCAAUGGACUGCAUUGGUUGCGGUGCGUCGGAUGGAGACUACAUCACGCUCGGUUACUUUGAACGAGACGACGUGCACGCACUGGUCGAGCACCUCCGCAACUUGGACUCGGUGUCAACGAUCGGCUUGUGGGGGCGCAGCAUGGGCGCGGUCACGGCUCUGCUGCACGCCGACCGGGACCCAUCGAUCGCGGGACUUGUCGUCGAUUCGGCGUUUGCGAACCUCGACCAACUCGUGCAUGAAGUCGUCGAGCACGGGAGACAGGAAGGGUUCACGAUUCCAACGCUGGCCGUCAAGAUCGUCCUGCGGUGCAUCCGGUCGUCCGUGCACAAGCGAGCGCAGUUUGAUCUCAAGGACGUGAGCCCGAUUGACCACGUGCACCAGUCGUUCAUUCCAGCGCUGUUUGUCGCGGCUCACAGCGAUACGUUCAUCCGACCGCAUCACACCGAAGCGCUGUUUGCAAAAUAUGCUGGGGACAAAAACCUGAUCAAAGUCCAAGGAGACCACAACAGUCCCCGUCCGCAGUAUCUACUCGACUCGGUCGGGAUUUUUCUACAGAGCGUGCUGCGGAUGGACCCAGCAUGGCAGCUCCACGACCCAUUCGCGUCGGCAUUGCCGUGGUGCCGACAAGCCGAGGUUCGCGCCCCGCGCUGGAUGGAAUCGUGACGUUGUCUAGUUUCUGGCGCAGCUCUUGUCCGCCGACCAAGUGGGCUUGUCAGCGCUUGCCCCUGCAACGUCGUGGCCAUGCCAGGCGUGCACGUUUAUCAACCCGCCGGGUUGUCCUCACUGCCUCGUGUGCGACACCAUGGUGGCGAUGCCGCCUCCCGCUGCGUCCCAUGCUCCAUCGUCGCCGCACGCAGACGUUGCCGCGCCCAUGGAUGACGUGGCCAUCCCAGAGGCGAACGGUUGCGUUGAGACCAGUACCAGGGACAGCGGUGCUUAAUCUAUUCGCUCUGCCGUGCCUGACGGGA